AAAAAAAAAAAAAAAAAAAAAAAAGAAAAAAAAAUUAUUUCAUUGUAUUUCUCUCUCCGACAUUUGUUAUUCUUUUCUUUCACUUUUUUUUUUUUUAUUAUUUCUCAUAAAACAAAUGAAUAAACAUAGAUUACAUUACUCCUACUGUGGAAUUUGGUCAAGGAGAACUUAUGAACCUUCUUUCUCCAUACGAUGGCUCUCAAGUAUCUUCUUCUAGUCCAACAACUACUCUACCAUCAUUUGGAAGGUUGUCAUCUCCAACCUCACAAGGAUUACCAAAAGCUGUAUCAAUGCCUGAAAUGCAUAAACCACAAACCGCAGAAGACGUACAAACUUCCUAUAAUGUCAUGCUUCAAAGUACCAUUCCGCCAUCUAGAACGACUACACUACAACAACAACAACAACAACAACAACAACAACAACAGCAGCAGCAGCAACGGCAGCAGCAACAGCAAGCUAGCUCUACCAGCUUGAAUUUUAACCAACCUCAACUUAUGCCACGAUCCUAUUCAACUCCUUUUCCUACUUCACAACAAUCUACCACUUAUUACAACAAUAGUAACCAGAAUUAUGCAAGUGGAACAUAUGGUACAAUGGGAUACCCAUCUUAUCCAGCUACGACAGAUACGUAUAUGCAACAACCAAGUACCUCGUCAACAAUAUAUGGCUCUACUAGUUUUUAUCAUCCAGAACAACCACCAUCUUAUGCUUAUAGUGGACAACCAUCUUAUAAUAUAGGUCAACAACCAAGUACUGCAGCUCCUUUGACGCCUCCUUUACAACAAAAGCGAUUACAAGGUCAACCACCACCGAUGCCACUAGCAAAAAGUACAUCAGUACCUAGCAACGUUACAGAUAUUCAUCAAGUAGGUCAUCCAUUUGCUGGUCUGGUCAGUAGGCCUCAAUUAAAUAUUCACAACGAUUUGAUGGAUGCAACAAGGAACUGGACACAAAAGGAAUGGGAAAUGAGACGACGUGUAUUAAGAUUCUGGAGACAACAACAACCAAAUACUCAACAGAUCGAUUGUGGAUUUGAAAUUUUAGAUGAAGAAAGCUAUCGAGCACAACGUACACAACAACAACAACAACAACAACAUGGUGACAUGGAGGUAACAGGGUCAUCACCAACAACAUCAUCAUUAUACAAUUACAAAGACAAUUUGGUGGUAUCAUGUAUCUUUUGGCAAGAGCGAAAUGAUUAUUUUAUCACAUCAGUGGAUUGUAUACAAUUGAUUGAAGGUUUGAUCGGUGUGGAAUUCACAGUGGAAGAAAAGAAUAGAAUCCGUCGCAACCUGGAAGCAUUACGACCCCUGACAGCAGCUAAAACUAGACCAGAAAGUGUUGAUUUUUUUAGAUUGAUCAUGGGAUUCCCUGCACCAAAACCACGCAAUAUCGAAAAGGAUGUCAAGGUAUUCUUAUGGUCUACUCUUGGUCCGGCUAUCAAGAAGAUCAUUGGCAAAUAUACUCCAAGUUAUAGCAGCACCGCUAGUGUCGUCAAUUAUGAUGUCUCCUCUUCUACAGCUCCUUUACAACAACAUAAUACUUCUACACCACGAUUAUCUCGAUCAUAGAAUUAAUAGAAUAGUUAUUGAACUUUUUUUUUUUGAUUCUUUUGUUAAUAAUAAUUUUAAUAAAAACAUUUUUAUAGUCAUUUU
Halteromyces radiatus is the source of this 1655-nucleotide messenger RNA. RefSeq lists its product as uncharacterized. NCBI's taxonomy places the organism in Eukaryota, Fungi, Mucoromycota, Mucoromycetes, Mucorales, Cunninghamellaceae. The transcript has a single exon. The record is from RefSeq and is a predicted model, not a curated record. The coding region runs from base 171 to 1571 and encodes 466 amino acids. Gene Ontology annotation, cellular component: nucleus.